Messenger RNA from Radiomyces spectabilis, 909 nucleotides. RefSeq lists its product as uncharacterized. Lineage: Eukaryota; Fungi; Mucoromycota; Mucoromycetes; Mucorales; Radiomycetaceae. The record is from RefSeq and is a predicted model, not a curated record. The transcript is spliced from 3 exons. The coding region runs from base 1 to 909 and encodes 302 amino acids.
AUGCAAAGCCAAGGAUUUGAAUGUCGUUUGUUGUCUUCCUCUGCCAAUAUCUUUUCCAUGCUUCUGCAACAAGCGACACCGCUGACGGUGAGAGGAUUUGUCCUGCUGGCCCUUGUUGGGGACUAUAUUGAAGCGCGUCCCUUUUUCCAGCAAUCAAGAGCUGGUUUGUUGACGAAGCUGUUGCUUGCCUCCCAAAAGGCUAUACCGAGUGGCGACAAGGAACGCUGGUGUCCGGCAAUUGGCUUAGUACCUCAACCUUGUGAAGCCGUUGAUCGUGGUCACUUUUCCCCGGAACAAGAUAUUAUGGAGCCUGCUUUUCCAUUCGUCGAUGUGUUCCCUUGGUUGGAUACAUCGGAUGCCAGGAACGCUGGUGUCCGGCAAUUGGCUCAGUAUCUCAACCUUGUGCAGCCGUUAAUUGUCGCUGCUUUUUCCCGGGAGUCCCGCGUUUUGGAGCACGUUGGCGUGCCCCUUUGGUUUACCUUUUGGGUGAAGAGUGACUGGACUCCUCUGGCGAUGAGGAAGAGCGACAAGAGCGUGUCCGCCAUUAUUGUCCCCAAUCUCCAUCGCGGAUAUGAACGCUACGGCCCGCGUUCGCAAGGUCUCAUCCACCUGAUGGAGCUCACAAGGAGCAUUGUCGUGAUGAUCGCUGAGAUGGUCCUCACUUGUAUCCUGCAAGCAGAAGGCUCGCAAAGGCAGAUUAUCGAACGCAUCUGGCCUUCCAUCGUCGAUGGACCGUUGCUGGACCCUCGUCUGCGCAGGCUGUAUCACGAAAUCGAACAGCUCAAGGCCAACAACAUUAUAAAUGAACGCGCUCAAAAAAUCUGCGACGGUAAUCACGCAAAGUUGUCGGGAGUGGGAGCGAACUGUGGAGAGAUACUACUUGGUACCGCCGCGUCGCAGCUUUCGUGA